Molecule: messenger RNA, 364 nt
Organism: Paramecium sonneborni
Lineage: Eukaryota; Ciliophora; Oligohymenophorea; Peniculida; Parameciidae
Source: the annotation of a GenBank genome assembly
AUGUAAUUAUUUUAUUACGAUGUUCUAAAAAUCCUGUCAUAUCUCGCAUCUAAAAAUGUAAUAACAUAGAGUUAAAAGGAAGAAAUAAAAAGUAAUUAAAUUAAAAACAUUAUUAGAUGUAGUUCUUAAGCAUGAUUCUGAAUUUAUAUAAAAACUUCAUACUAUUUACUUUUCUGAAAACUUUAAUAAAGAGAAAUUCAUGAGUGAUGAAAUUAUAAGAUUUGCAAAGUCUUUCAAAACAAUAAAAAGAGACAAUCAUAAACAUACAUAAAUGAAAAUCAUUACUGAGGAAACGGAGGAAAUAGAAGAAGAAUUAAUCAAAACUUCAUAAAAAAAUAAUAGGAUAGAGCAAGAACUUUUUUGA